CUAGUAGUUACUUAGUCCUCCAUUCUCCUCACCCUGCUGCAAUUAAACACAUUCGUAAUUCAUAAGUUACCAGCCAGCUUCCGAUAUCAGUGUUUGGCUUCUGCAGCAAAAGGGCUAAAGACAGUGACGCAUAGAUAGAUAAACGUUCUACGUUCUGUGUGUUUGUUGUGUUUGUAGUGUUGUUUUUAAGCAGUUUUUUUUCGCAGUUUUUUUACUCGGACGAUCUCGUAAUUAGAAAGGAACGGAAUCUAGUCGUACAAUGAUACCUUCAUUGCCAGAAGCCAUCAGCGCUACACAUGUCGAAUAUCUUCCUUUGCCACCUGCUUGCUUGAGACCUAUCAUCGACGCAUCUAGGUCUAGAAAUCCACUGGAACCAAAUAACGCUCGACCAAUACCAGCGGAACAUUUCGGACAACGAGUAGUAACCAAAGAAGAAUUAGCCAAGAUACGAGCCCUAAGAGCAAUGCAACAAUUUAUUCCUAUCAAUAUAAGCGCAGUACCCAGAAGCGUUAGUUUAAGUUAUUUUAGAGGUAAUGAUUUACGUUACGCUCCUCAUGUAAGGGUACCCGCUGCCGAAUCUGUACAGAAUUCCUAAAUCAUAUAUUCGAGCACAAUCUAGUCACAUGACAUUGUACUGUGAGGAGAUCCAACCAACUGAAAACUUUCAAUGAUGUUUCGCGUCAGGUGAAUGAGAAUAAAGGUGUCAUAAAUCAGAACUGAUUCGUUGAUCCAUAAGUUAUACCAAAUAUUUUUUAUCUCAAUGUUAACGUCAUAGUGCCAAUAUUAGUUCUAGUCUCUUUUAAUUUUUAUUAUGUAUACUUUUUUAUUUGACGUCCCCGUUUUGCCUCCUUUGAGCGAAUUAUUGCUACGAAAAUUUCGUUAUUUGUUUUAUUAUGUAUUAUUAUUUUUUUAUAUUUGAAUUUGAGUUCGUUUAUAUCUACAUUAUAAUUAUAUUCUCGUAAAUCGAAUUUUAAUUAAAUACCGAAGACGAAAUCGAAACAAAUGUACGAAUUUAAUCAGCAUAAUUUCAUAGGUAGGUAUACUUAUAUUACUGUAUGAAAGGAUUGUCCAUCGGAUCGUUAUAAGUAUGUUUAUGUAGUUUGUAUAGAUUUAAAAUCUUGAAUAUGUUAUAUACCUAUGCGCAUUAAUAUAUAUUAAUUAAUCGUUCUUUUAA
Planococcus citri (citrus mealybug) is the source of this 1174-nucleotide messenger RNA. RefSeq lists its product as uncharacterized. The transcript has 3 exons. The record is from RefSeq and is a predicted model, not a curated record. The coding region runs from base 260 to 595 and encodes 111 amino acids. Lineage: Eukaryota; Metazoa; Arthropoda; Insecta; Hemiptera; Pseudococcidae.